UUGUCACAGCAAAUGGACUUAGCCCCCUGCGUCAACUACUGCGAAGCAAAUACGACAAUUCACCCCCUUUGAAUUUUAUUUUUAUAACGCGCGUUACGUUUUAAGAGUAGCUAAGUAACUUUACGACGCUCCCUAAAUUGCUACGACCUUUGCCCCGCCGACGUUGCUGUAGUGCCGUAGCAUGCAGUGUGUAACACUAUCUAGUAAACUUGUCACACUCAGACAGAGUCUCACAAUCAGAAAAGUUCUCACAGAGUUGCCGAGGUUUGAGCUUCAUCGUAGGAACAUGUCGAGCCAAGUGAAGCGGCCCGUGUCUUUACUGGGAACUAUGGCGUUCGGUGGUCGAGCUGACGCGGAGCAGAGUCUGCAGAUGGUGCAGGCUUUUCUGUCCCGGGGACACAACCACCUGGACACAGCCCUCAUGUAUGUGGACGGCAAGGCAGAGACAGUCAUAGGAGGCAUGAAACUCCCCAAAACAGUAAGCAUAGCUACCAAAGCAAACCCCUGGGAUGGGAAAACACUGAAGCCAGAAAGUGUGCGCGCUCAGCUGGAAACCUCCCUUCAGAGGCUCCAGACUGACUGUGUGGACCUUUUCUACCUCCAUGCUCCCGACCACCAAAACCCCAUUCAGGAGACUCUCAGGGCCUGCAAUGAUCUCCACAAAGAGGGAAAAUUCAAGGAGUUUGGCCUGUCAAACUAUGCAUCAUGGGAAGUGGCUGAAAUUGCAUGCAUCUGCAGACACAACAACUGGAUCAUGCCGACCGUUUAUCAGGGGAUGUACAAUGCCACGACGAGACAGGUUGAGACGGAGUUGCUCCCGUGUCUCAGAAACUAUGGAAUGAGAUUCUAUGCAUAUAAUCCUCUGGCAGGUGGCCUUCUAACAGGGAAGUAUCAUUACCAAGACAAAGAUGGAUCCCAGCCUGCAGGACGAUUCUUUGGUAAUUCCUGGGCUGCAGCAUAUCAGGACAGAUACUGGAAGAUGAGUCAUUUCCAUGCCAUAGAUUUGGUUAUUAAAUCCUUGGAGACAGCUUAUGGCUCAGAAAAACCCACCAUGACUUCUGCUGCCAUGCGCUGGAUGUAUCACCACUCCCAGCUUAAGGGAGAUCUUGGAGAUGGAGUUAUCAUUGGCAUGUCAAGCAUGGAGCAACUUCAGCAGAACCUGGCUGCUGCAGAGGAAGGUCCUCUGGAUGAGAGUGUGGUCGCUGCCUUUAAUGAAGCCUGGAACCUCGUAGCCCAUGAGUGUCCCAACUACUUCCGAUGAGGACACAAAGUCGUAAUCUAAAUUAGUCAAAUCUAUUUCCAUGAAAACAUUUAAUAGGAAAAAAUGUGCUAAAAUCCUGCUCAUCUUAAUUGCUUAAUUGUACUACACUCACUUUUCUUCUGAAUGGAGGAAUUGGAAACCAUUUUGUAUUAAUGCAAGUAAGAACACACCCUUAAUAAAAAUGUAAAAAUGACAAAACGA
Messenger RNA from Solea solea (common sole), 1462 nucleotides. It is a transcript of the gene akr7a3, whose product is annotated as aldo-keto reductase family 7, member A3 (aflatoxin aldehyde reductase). Lineage: Eukaryota; Metazoa; Chordata; Actinopteri; Pleuronectiformes; Soleidae. The transcript is spliced from 7 exons. The record is from RefSeq and is a predicted model, not a curated record. The coding region runs from base 182 to 1261 and encodes 359 amino acids. Gene Ontology annotation, molecular function: oxidoreductase activity.